CGUGCGCAAUACACGCUCACACGCGCAUGCGCGGUAACGAUUGCGCCGUGUGAUGUGUAAACAUUCGAUAUUCAGUGUUGCGCUUUUGUGACUUGUGUUUUCAGUGCUAAACAAUUCGUAAGGUCUAUUUGAUUUUGUUUUGUGUACAAGGGCGUUAUUUUUGACUCGCACAAUUGUGAACUUUACGUGUUAAAUACUAUAUUGUCAAUGUAUUUCGUUUGAAGUUCUUUUAUAAUAUAUUAUUGCCAAGGAUUUGUAGAAUCAUUAUGGUGUAAGCUGGAGUUAAUGUGGCGGGCAUAUAGCGGGGUGCGCGGCUCUAAUGAUGACAACUAGAGCCAACCGGGGCGACGCCAUUCAGAGCGUGCCAGUAACUCAUCCACGCAGACAUCAUGUUUACAAGGUUCGACCAAGGGAAAUCAACGAAGGGCGCGAGCAAACUUCGGCGCGAUCUCAUCAACGCGGAGAUCGCCAACCUCCGGGAUCUACUUCCCCUGCCCCCUUCCACCAGGCAGAGGCUGUCACAGCUACAGCUGAUGGCUCUCGUCUGCGUCUACGUUAGGAAAUCCAACUACUUUCAACAAGUUUUUAAGAGAUUCGACAUCACGCACCAACCCAGCACUGGACAAAAUUUUGGCUUCUCUAAGGCGCUCAAUGGUUUCCUGAUGAUGAUGACUCAGAACGGGAAACUCCUCUACAUCUCUGAUAAUGCUGCCGAAUACCUUGGUCAUUCUAUGGAGGACCUGCUAAUCCAUGGCGACAGUGUCUACGACGUGAUAGAUAAACAGGACCAGCAAGCGGUCAGGUCCGAGUUAUCCAGAGCACCCAGCGAUGGAGAAGACAGGGUGUUCCUGUGUCGAAUGAACGUGGCCAGAAACGCUAGGAGACAGAUGCGAUUUGGAGAUCAAAAGGUGGUGCUAGUUCGUGGACACUACGUGUCAUACUUACCACUAUGCAGUCGGAACGAGCCAGUGUUCCUAGCGUCAUGCACGCCUCUCGCCAUGCCCGAGACGCGCGAGUGUGUAGUGCACGGCGCUACCAAUGUGUUCACCACUGUGCACGCUAUGGACAUGAAGAUACUACACAUUGACACUAAUAGUGAGUGGCAUCUAGGCUGGGACAGGAGUUCGCUUCAUGGAGUGAGCUGGUACCAUCUUCUCCAUCCUGAGUGCUGCAAGGAAGCCCAGACAAAGCAUAGACUAAUAACCCAAUCGGAGCAAGAGCGAUCCUGCAUAGCCUUGCUAAGACUCCAGCGACGAUGUGGUCAGUUCCUGUGGGUACACGUCGUGCUACAGCUCAAGGAUAACCUGGAAAACUCCCAGAGACCUGUGAUUGUCUGCACCAAUCAAGUUCUGAGUGAACUGGAGGCAGCUGUCAUGAAAGCAAAUCCUUGGCUUUACCAUUACUACGCAGUCCAGUCUAAGCUCCAUUAUGGUCUAGCUUAUGAAGCAGCUACGAGGAUGUACGGCCCUCCACCCCCAGAUAUCCAGGUCUACCCGGCCACGAUGCAAUAUGCUCCAACACCACCUGUAUGCAUCAACGGCAGCCAACCAGUGAUGAUGCCUAAUAAUAACAUCCAGCCACAUUUACAACAAAUACCCACACACCUUACUCCUAUUCAUUACGCUUACGAAAGAACGGACAAUGGCCCAGUAGACUACUCCGUAUCACUACAAGAGAACAGAUACCAUAUUACACGAAUUGAGGAUACGAGACCACAACAAAAUAAUAAAAGAAAAAGUAAAUCCGAAGAGAAAGCAAGAACACCUGUCCCUAACAUUUCUCCGCGUUUUGUAACCAGCUCUGGCGCUGAUACAUUAGUAGCAGUCGCUGGAUCAUUGGCUAGUCGAAGACCAGGAUCGAAAAACUUCAAUAUAUCAGAGCCAGAGAUGACUGACCAAUGGAAUCCAAGUCCAACGUGGUCAGAAUCUGCGCUACAGAAAGUCCCAGACGUUUGUCAUCAAGACCUGAGUCCUUAUGUGACGACAACCCCUCCAACACCCAGUGGAACUCCAUCUGCGUAUUCUCAUAACUAUAGCCAUACGUUCGUCUUCGACUGGUCUCCUGAACAAUACGUUCCUCACACUAACAAUAGAUGUAGCACCAUAACUUCGGACAGUUCCUAUCAAGAUGCGUGGAGGAAUCAUAGGACUUCUUUCACUAAUUCAGAAGAAACUUCUGAUGAAAACUGUAGUCCCAAUAGGUUAAGCUUAACGAUGACAGUCAGAGCACCGUCGGAAAACAAUACACAAGUGGAUAGUGAACUGCUUAGAAGGCAAAUUGAUCGCUCUCACCCGGACUCGCCCGGUGCCAAAAAGCCGGCGUUAUAACAGCUAUAGCACAAUUUCUAUCAAGUAUUACCUAAUAGUAAAACAUUGUUCUGUUACCUUUAUAUAUGUUUAGUUUAGGUGAGUAGAUAAUAAAUACAUUCUGGAACUCUCCUGUGAUCUUCGUAAAUACACAUAAGGUUGUAAAAUGUACAUAGAUGUAGAAAUUUUAACUAAGAAUUAUUAUGUGUACAAAUUGUAACUAAACCGUCCACUUAAAUUUAGUCGAGCUGUCAUAUUAAAUGUGACAGGUACAUUGUGAAUUUUAUUGUUGUAAAUAAUUACAUGAAUGUAAUUUAAUAAAGUUGUAAGAUUUAUUAAUUAUGUUAAAUUAUAUUAUAUUUCUCCUUCAAACAAUUAAUUCUGUGAAAUUAUUCCAUUACUCUUAAUUUUUUUUUGUUUCUUACUUACUAUAGAUUUUGUGAUUGAAAUUUACCCGAAAACAGAUAUUAAAAUAAACUUUGUAAGUUUGCUUGUAGGGUACAAGUAAAGCCAUUUGAAAUUAAAUUAAUGAGAUAGUUAUGCAUAAUGAAAAAAUUGCAAUAAAUUGUUGUCAAAACAAAA
Molecule: messenger RNA, 2888 nt
Organism: Leptidea sinapis
Lineage: Eukaryota; Metazoa; Arthropoda; Insecta; Lepidoptera; Pieridae
Product: PAS domain-containing protein cky-1-like
Exons: 12
Coding region: 390-2327 (645 amino acids)
Biological process (GO): regulation of transcription by RNA polymerase II
Molecular function (GO): DNA-binding transcription factor activity, RNA polymerase II-specific; RNA polymerase II transcription regulatory region sequence-specific DNA binding; protein dimerization activity
Source: RefSeq, a predicted model, not a curated record